AUGCAGUCUUUGCUAACUACGAGUGCCGCCGGGGCCUUAGCUGUGUCUAACACGACCAAAGACAGGAUGCAGGCAAUCAAAGACGAUGUGGAAUCAGCACUCCAAAGGUUCAAAGAGCUCAGGACCAAGGUCGGAAGCGACAAGGCUAUCGAGGCCGGAUACGAUUCACGAUCUCUUAGAGAGGUCACGGAGAUGACCAAGAACCUGCAGCAAAUACAGGCGGACCAUUCUACGGUUAUGAAUGAUAUUCAUAAGAAGCAGGCCGCACUGCGUCAGCUCAAGCGAGCCGAGAAUGCCGGCAGUGUCUCUGAUGACCACGAAGCCCGUCGAAGAGCCGCCGCUGAGGUCAUCCGCUCGCUGAUUGAGGAACCCUCUCAGAUGUAUCGGUUGCUGGAAGCUGUGGACCUCAACCCCGAUAACGGUAUACGACUGUCGAUUGCCCGAGCCCUCGCGGCUGUCCGAGGGUGCUCAAUCUCUGAGAUUGUAGCCUGGCUUGGUGAGCCCGAGCUCGAGACAGCAAAGCUAAAGGACCAGGCCAAAGAGCUCAAUCAACAGCUCACCAAGUACCGAGACCAAGUCGAGGUCUUGGUCAAGGAGCGUGAUAGCAUCAACGCCGCCGCUGAGCAGGCUCGCGCCGAUGCUACCACUGCAGCCCGUACGGUCGCCGAGAGUACCGCCGCUCAGGAGAUCGCUCAAGCGAACAACACAGCUCAGCGAGCGAGGCAAGACCUUCUGAAAGUCAGAGAGGAUCUUAUGUCGAAGGAGGAUGCCAUGGGAAGGCUCCGGACAGACUAUUCCGAUGAACUCUUGCGUCUCCGCCGGACUCAAGGCGAGGAAGUCCGGGACCUCCGCCAGAGCCACGACCAGGAACUUGGAGCCCUCCGCCGUGGUCGCGAUGAGGAAGCCCAACGGCUUCGUCAGGCUCAUGCUGAAGAGGUUCAGCGCCUCCAGAGUGAGCUGCUCACGGCUCGUCAGGAAGCCCAACGGCUUCGUCAGACUCAUGCUGAGGAGCUCUCAGGUCUCCAAUCUGAGCAUAACGAGGCUUAUCAGAGCGGUCUUUCCGAGGCCUAUCAAGGGUAUGCAGAGCAGCUCCAAAGCCUCAGCGGAGAGCUUGAGGUGACUGUUCGAGCGCUUCAAGAGGAGCGAUCCAUCUCAGGACAGCUUCAGGACAGAGCCUUAGACGCUGAGGAACAUGUAUCUGAUAUCCUUGAGCAAAAUUCGCGGCUACAAGGUCGAGUCACUGACUUGGCUACUCACUUGCAGGCCAUGGACGAGCAGAUCGCUUUGGAAGAUUCUCAUAACCAGGCCAACGAACGUGAGAAGGAUGACUUGUACGAGUCCAUCGGCAGUCUCUUCCAGCAAGGGCGAGAUCUCCAACAAACGCUCGACGCUCAAGUCCAGCAUGCUUCUACGCUGCUGAAGCAACUCUCUAUCGGCACCGAGUCCGAUAUCUGGCGAACCGUAGCCAGGCGUGCGCUUGCCGACCCGACCCAGGCGCAACCCGACCUGUCUCGACCUCAGCCUUGGAAGGUUCUCUCGUCUUGGGCUACUAACGACUCGAUGGUAAUCCAGUCAGAUGACCGCAGCCUCCAAGCACAGGCGCUUGAUAUCCUUGCUAUCUUGAAGUCAAGGUCUAUGGAUACAACAAGUUUGUUGAGUCGUCUUUCAUCCAUGCUGAGCCAAUUGGCGCAUGGCUCUCCCAUUUUCGUCUCUAUCGCAGAAAUGCUUCUGGACACGUUUGCCACUGUAGGAUCCGACUCACGCCUGCAUCUUAUGCACCACGUGAUGAUACAUCAGGUCGCUGAACUCCUUGUUGGCAACGAUAGGCAUCGAGCUAGAGCCCUUGAUGCCGUUGAUUCCAAGGCCAGGCAACUGAUUAGCUCGCUAGAGGGUUGGGACUCGGGUUCCGCGUCGGCCUUUGACGAAGACUGUGUUGAACACGCCGGCUUGGCUAUUAUGGGCUUCCAUCGAGAUCCUCAGGGGGUGCUGGUCCUUGGCUUGAAUGACCGCCAUAUUUGGUGGGUUGAUGGCUCUCGGAUAGAACGACGGUUCCUUUCACUGGCCCUUAGGCCUCUCGUGGGUGAACCAAUCUUACUUCCCUUAGACAGUGAGCCCAGAAUCAAGUGGGCGAUAACCCAUACUUGA
This is a messenger RNA of Fusarium vanettenii 77-13-4, 2145 nucleotides long. RefSeq lists its product as uncharacterized. The coding region runs from base 1 to 2145 and encodes 714 amino acids. The transcript has a single exon. Lineage: Eukaryota; Fungi; Ascomycota; Sordariomycetes; Hypocreales; Nectriaceae. The record is from RefSeq and is a predicted model, not a curated record.